AUCCCUAAUUCAGUGUUACUAAUACUAUCGGUUUGUUGACUGUUGUUGCCGGUAGUAGUGGACAUCGUAAUAAAUUAAACAUGAAUAUAUCUACUCGUUUUCUGAAUUUGCUUCCGCGAAAUGCUUUUUCAUCGUCUCUGUGUAAUCUGAAUACUUUACAGCCUAUAAUCCGUUCACCAAUUUGUUUUUCACAGGUUCUCUGGGAAGAUAAAUGGCUUUCACCUCAUCACAGAAGCUUCCAUUUAAAUGCAUUAAAUGCUGCUGCCAGGAAAGGUACUCGUGCCAGAAGAGAAGCCAUCAAAAAGGCCAACAAGAAGAAAAAAAUUGAACAAGAAGUUAAAACUGGUUGGAUACCAUUUUCUGAAAGAAAGAAGUUAAAUGCUGCAUCUACGGAACCUCCUAAUUACACGUGGAGGAAUUGGCCACCGGCUGAUGAUGUCUACGUGGCAAGAUACUUCAGGUGGCCUGAGCAUUCAGUGUCAGAAGCUGUUACUAAGCUGCGUGAGAUUCACCAGCCAACUAUCUACAACUACCCUGAUGCUCCUGUCUUCCUCACUAUGGACGUCUCACUCGCCACUGACAAAGCGAAACGUUUCUUGACGGAUGUGAGUGGCGUAGUGCUGCUACCUCAUGCCUACGACGCGGGCCAGAGCCGCAGCGUUGCGGUGCUCACAGAUGACCAUGAGACUCGUACCAAGGCGCAGGAGAUGGGCGUCCAGCUCGUCUGUGGCAAGGAGAUCGUCAAGCUUGUGCUGGGUGGAGAAGUAGACCUGCUGGCGUACGAUUACAUCGUUUCCAGCCUAGACAUCCUUCCUGAACUCGUUCCUAUCAGGGGGAUACUGAAGAAAAAGUUCCCAAACCCUUCUAAUGGCACCUCUGUGGUGAACGUCGCCGACACCGCAUUUCGGUUUCUCACAGGCGUUCAGUACGAGUGCGCCGUGGAUACCGUACUAAAAGCCUAUGGAUCUAUUACCGUAGCUUUUGGCGCGCUGUCGAUGGAAGACGAACAUCUGACGGCGAACGCGCAGGCUUUACUGACUGACAUCGAGAGCCAUCGCAUCGGCCGCAAGUCUGCGGACCUCAUCACCAGGGUGUACGUUAAAUGCAACACAACCAGCGAACGACUGGUGCUGGAUCAUAAAGCCUACAUUCCCAAAGACCUCGGCUACGCGCCCGCCAAGAAGACGAAGCAGCAAGAAACAACUGAGGAACCGCAACAAGAAGCGGUCGCGAAUUAGAUUGUUUUGAGUACUGAAAGAUCACAACCGUAUUCUGGGAAGAUAUUUUUUUAACGAAUAAAGCGUGAAAGAAUUUCGUGAGAUCACUUCCGUAUUCUGGAAAGAUAUUUGUUUAACGAAUAAAGCGUGAAAGAAUUUCGUAAUUUUCAGGUAUUAUUAGGGGCUUCAGAAGUUUGUUGUAAAGUAUGAAGCGGGGGUCGGCGUCCUUGAGGUGCGGAAAUUGCUGAAGGCUUUUAUGUUAUUGAAUCGUUGCUUUCGAUUGUAUCUCGUGCAUAAUUGGUGUUGUUAAAACUUGCAAAAUCCAUGCCAGUUGAAGGAAUAGUUACAAAAUAACCCAUUGAAGAUUGAAUUGAGGCUUUAAUGCUAAAUGUGUUGAUGUUUCAUGCAAGGCAAGUUAUCAACCGAUGGCCGCGAUUAUUUAGCAUGUCGAUGUCGAACAAGAUAAUAUUACAUCACUCUACGAUUUCUGAAGACAUGGCAUAUUUUCUAAAUUGUUUUUCAGUUCAUUUUCAUAAAAUUGUCAACUUUUUUCAAGUAAAGGUGUUCGCCGUCAACUCAGUUUUUUUUCUGUGCGUUAAACGCUGGUCGUGCGUUGCAAGAUUCACGCACGAGCGUAGAGUUGUUCUUCUGUAAAUAUUAACACUAAAUAAUGUUCGAU
Molecule: messenger RNA, 1896 nt
Organism: Hyalella azteca
Lineage: Eukaryota; Metazoa; Arthropoda; Malacostraca; Amphipoda; Hyalellidae
Gene: mRpL1
Product: 39S ribosomal protein L1, mitochondrial
Exons: 9
Coding region: 81-1238 (385 amino acids)
Source: RefSeq, a predicted model, not a curated record